UUAAGAGCACGAACGAAUGAUUAUCCCGCUUUUCCCAAAAUUAGUUAUUUACAGAAGUGUGCCGUUUUCCACCCAUCGUCACUCGUGACUCGGCCUUUUCUCUUUGCUCUCUUUCCGUCGGUUUCCAGCUUCUGUCCCCAACUAAUUUCCUCGCGCCUCCCUCUCUGCGUAUAUUCGGAAUCGGUAAGGGAUUGCGGUUGACGGAGGAACGGAGACUCUGAGAGCGGUAGCUCUUCAGCCGGAGAGUUUGAGGGCCGAAUGGUAGCCAAAGGCGGCGGAAUGAGCGGCGCGGCGAUGGAAGGAGGUGGCGCUGCUGGUGCCGACGGUGGUGGAGGAAUGGAGUUGAAGAAGAUAAAGAUUGGAGUCUGCGUGAUGGAAAAGAAGGUGUCUUCUGCUCCAAUGAAACAGAUUCUGGACAGGUUACAAGCGUUUGGCGAAUUUGAGGUUAUACAUUUUGGAGAUAAGGCUAUUCUUGAAGAUCCAAUCGAGAGGUGGCCUAUAUGUGACUGUUUAAUUGCCUUCUACUCCAGUGGUUAUCCCCUUGAAAAGGCAGAGGCAUAUGCUGCCUUAAGAAAGCCUUUCGUAAUAAAUGAAUUGGAGCCGCAACACUUACUUCAUGACCGAAGGAAAGUAUAUGAGCGUUUGGAAAGGUUUGGAAUCCCUGUUCCUAGAUAUGCCUUUGUGAAUAGAGGAUUUCCAUACCAAGAGCUUGAAUACUUUGUUGAGGAAGAAGAUUUUGUUGAGGUUCAUGGUCAACGCUUCUGGAAGCCUUUUGUAGAAAAGCCAGUUCAUGGGGAUGACCAUAGUAUCAUGAUAUAUUAUCCCAGUUCUGCUGGUGGAGGCAUGAAGGAACUUUUCAGGAAGGUCGGAAACCGCUCCAGUGAGUUCCACCCAGACGUAAGAAGAGUAAGGCGUGAAGGAUCAUACAUAUACGAAGAGUUUAUGCCAACUGGUGGAACAGAUGUCAAGGUAUAUACUGUUGGUCCUGAGUAUGCACAUGCUGAAGCGAGGAAGUCUCCAGUAGUUGAUGGUGUUGUAAUGAGAAAUCAUGAUGGCAAGGAGGUGAGAUAUCCGGUAUUGUUGACACCUAACGAGAAGCAAAUGUCACGAGAAGUUUGCCUUGCAUUUAGGCAAGGGGUAUGUGGAUUUGAUCUUCUGCGUUGUGAAGGACGUUCAUAUGUUUGUGAUGUGAAUGGGUGGAGUUUUGUGAAAAAUUCUUACAAAUACUAUGAUGAUGCUGCAUGUGUCUUGAGGAAGAUGUUCCUAGAUGCUAAAGCCCCUCACUUAUCAACUACAAUUCCACCUACAUUACCAUGGAAAGUCAAUGAACCAGCUCAACCUACUGAAGGACUAACUCGGCAAGGAAGUGGAAUUAUUGGAUCAUUUGGGCAGUCUGAGGAGCUUCGCUGCGUCAUUGCUAUUGUCCGGCAUGGUGAUAGAACUCCGAAGCAGAAGGUGAAGUUGAAGGUCACUGAGGAAAAGCUAUUGAACUUGAUGUUAAAGUACAAUGGAGGGAGACCCAGGGUUGAGACGAAAUUGAAAAGUGCUAUUCAGUUGCAAGACUUGUUGGAUGCCACACGAAUGCUUGUUCCUCGUAGUAGACAAGACCGAGAAAGUGACAGUGAGGCAGAAGACGUUGAGCAUGCUGAAAAAUUACGUCAAGUUAAAGCCGUGCUCGAGGAGGGAGGUCAUUUCUCCGGGAUUUACAGGAAAGUCCAACUGAAGCCUUUAAAAUGGAUCAAAGUUCCAAAAAGUAAUGGCGAAGGAGAGGAGGAACGGCCUGUUGAGGCUUUGAUGGUUCUCAAGUACGGGGGUGUGCUUACCCAUGCUGGCAGAAAGCAGGCAGAAGAAUUGGGUAGAUAUUUCAGAAACAAUAUGUAUCCAGGGGAAGGUACAGGCCUCCUCCGCCUUCACAGUACAUAUCGUCAUGAUCUUAAAAUUUACAGCUCAGAUGAAGGCCGUGUACAGAUGUCUGCUGCCGCGUUUGCAAAAGGGCUUCUUGAUUUGGAAGGCCAGUUAACUCCAAUCCUGGUUUCCCUUGUUAGCAAGGAUUCCUCCAUGUUGGAUGGACUUGAUGAUGCUAGCAUCGAGAUGGAAGAAGCGAAGGCUAGGCUGAAUGAAAUAAUAACUUCAGGUGCUAUGCCGGCUACUAGCAAUAGCUCAUCUGAAUGCCCGUGGAUGACAGACGGGGCUGGACUUCCUUCAAAUGCAUCUGAAGUUCUCCCAAAGAUGGCAAAGUUGACUAAGAAGGUGACUGAGCAAGUAAGGUUAUUAGCCAAAGAUGAAGAUGAAGAUCUUACUGAGGCAAGUGCCUAUCAUGUAGUUCUCCCAUAUGACCAAGCGAAGGCUCUUGGUAAAACGAACAUUGAUGUUGAUCGAAUUGCUGCUGGGUUACCCUGCGGCAGUGAAGGAUUCUUGUUGAUGUAUGCUCGCUGGAGGAAACUUGAAAAGGACUUGUAUAACGAACGUAAAGAGCGUUUCGAUAUUACUCAAAUUCCUGAUGUUUAUGACUCGUGCAAAUAUGAUCUCUUGCACAAUGCUCAUCUUAAUCUAGAAGGACUCGACGAACUCUUCAAAGUUGCUCAGUUGCUUGCAGAUGGUGUGAUCCCAAAUGAGUAUGGGAUCAAUCCAAAGCAGAAACUGAAGAUUGGUUCCAAGAUUGCACGUCGGUUACUGGGUAAGAUCCUGAUUGACGUGAGGAAUACACGGGAGGAAGCCAUCAGUGUGGCUGAAUUAAAGAGUGCUCAAGAGCAGGAGUCGUCAAGUUCUAGCAAGACUGAGAAGGAGAAUUCUGAUAAUCAACCAAAGCUUUCUAUAAAAAGUGAGGACACAAGACGAACUAGCACUGCCAGUGAAAUUUCAAUGGAGCAGGAAGAUGAUGAUGACAAGGAGACAAAAUACCGAUUGGAUCCGAAAUAUGCUAAUGUGAAAACACCAGAUCGCCAUCUUCGGACGCGCCUGUACUUUACUUCAGAGUCACAUAUUCAUUCGCUUAUGAAUGUUCUCCGGUACUGUAACCUCGACGAGUCUCUUCAAGACGAAGAUAGUCUGGUCUGCGACAGUGCCUUGGAGAGAUUGCACAAUACCAAGGAGCUUGACUACAUGAGCUAUAUCGUGUUGAGGAUGUUCGAGAACACCGAGGUUGCCUUGGAAGACCCGAAAAGGUUCCGAAUAGAAAUGACAUUCAGCCGUGGUGCAGAUUUGUCCCCAUUGGAGGGAAACGACGUGGAGGCAACAUCUUUACAUCGAGAGCACACACUGCCGAUAAUGGGUCCAGAACGGCUACAAGAGGUGGGAUCAUACCUUACCUUAGAGAAGAUGGAGAAGAUGAUUCGGCCGUUCGCAAUGCCCCCAGAAGAUUUCCCCCCGCCGGCCAUUCCAGCAGGUUUCACAGGCUACUUCUCCAAAAGCGCCGCCGUGCUGGAGCGCCUCGUUAAUCUCUGGCGGUUCAACAAGCAAGAGAAGCAACACGCUGGUGCCAAUGGCAAGUAACUGAUGAGUUUUGUUACUGUUGUUACUUCUAAUUCUAAUGUGUUUCUCUUUUCGAAUUUUGUCAAUGAAAGACAUUCUUUCUGAGUUUCUGUCAGACUAUAAAUAAAUCAAGUUUUAGGCCCAUAAAUAAAUAAAAAAUCAUUCAGCUUUUAACUGGGUAGAAAAAACCCAUACCCCUAGUAAAUAAAUUUACCUUUGUAAG
Messenger RNA from Linum trigynum, 3694 nucleotides. Lineage: Eukaryota; Viridiplantae; Streptophyta; Magnoliopsida; Malpighiales; Linaceae. The record is from the annotation of a GenBank genome assembly.